AUGCUUUUUAAGAAUUUGAGAGUACAGAUCUUGAGUAUAGAAAAGAUGGGUUUUGUGGCGGGGAAUGUCAGGGAGAUGAUUUUUUAUUUGGUACGAUGGUUACAGAUUAUUGUAGUGGCAAGGGAGUGGUUUGUUGGGAGAUGUGCAGUGGGGGUUUUAGGGAAGAGUAUAUUAAAAGAUUAUGGGGAAGUUGGGCUUCACAACGGGUUUUUGGAGCCCAUUGUCGCAUCAGCACAGGAAUUAGCGCUUCGAACGUUUUAUUGUGAGGGGGAUACGUUUGCAAAAGUUUAUGUUAGGUUGAAAGCGUUGGAGAUGACGACAACGACAGAGGAUUUAAAGAAGAUUUUAGAAAAUGGAUUAAGGAUGGGAGUGAAGGUAGAAUGGGAGGAGAAUAAGAGUGAUCAAGAUGGGAAAGUGUAUGAGGCGAUACUUGAGGAGGCGAGAGAGGCGGAGGUUGCAGAUUUGAUUGCUCGAGAGGAGAGUGGAGUUAUCGAACCUGGGCUUUUUGGAUCUGGCAGGAACAGAAGUAGCCGCGCUCACAGUAGUGAACUUGUUCAGGAUUUGGCAGAGCUUGAACGGCCUAUCUUUGAUGUUGCUUCGGCGUAUAUAGAGGCGCUAAAAUCUUUGAAGGCUACUUUCCAGGAACCUGGGAAUGUUAAUUCUGAUGUGUUUGUCGAAUGGUUGAACGAAUGGUUCAUUAAGUCACCAUUGUUAUUUCGUCUGUCUUUAUCACAGAUUAAGAGUACCGCCAAGCGGAUGGCUCGUGAUGGAAAAUACAGGGUGUACUAUCUUAAUAGAAUUUUAACCGGGGCUUGGUUCUAUGUUGAUAUUAAUCUUGCUGCCCAGAGGUUGUUUGGAGAGUAUCGAAAUGGCUUUGAUGAUAUCUAUCCCACAAUGUAUGAUCAGUUUCUUCACAGUAUGAACAAUUCUUUUAUCGAAGAAUUCAAUGAGUUUUACCAUAGACCGCAGUUUCUUUCAGAAUCUUUGACAGACGGAGAAGCCACUGAGGUAUUGAAUAGAAUGUUAGAAUGUUCUUUUCGCGGAGUUUUUGCACUAAAACAGCCUUUGACCGCUUGCUUCCUUGGAGUCACAUUCGUAUCUGCGCAUGAUGAAUGUUAUAAAACAAUUGUAAAUACCACCCACAGAGAGAUGGUCCUUAUAUAUAAGCUCAUAACUAUGUACAUGUCAAUGAAAAGCAAGCUAGACUAG
Molecule: messenger RNA, 1209 nt
Organism: Eremothecium cymbalariae DBVPG#7215
Lineage: Eukaryota; Fungi; Ascomycota; Saccharomycetes; Saccharomycetales; Saccharomycetaceae
Exons: 1
Coding region: 1-1209 (402 amino acids)
Source: RefSeq, a predicted model, not a curated record